AUGCCUCAGGAGCGUGUGCAGAAGUCCGGCAUCGCCGCCGGCAUCAACAAGGGCCACAAGGUCACCCCGAUCCAGCCACCUGCCCGCGUCUCCCGCACCAAGGGCCACCUCAGCAAGCGCACCUCGUUCGUGCGUGACAUCGUCCGCGAAGUCGCCGGUCUCGCCCCCUACGAGCGCCGUGUCAUCGAACUGCUCAGAAACUCCAAGGACAAGCGCGCAAGAAAGCUCGCCAAGAAGAGGCUCGGUACCCUCUCCCGCUCCAAGAGAAAGGUCGACGAGCUGCAGCGUGUGAUCGCUGAGGCUCGCCGUGCUGGUCACUAA
Cyphellophora europaea CBS 101466 is the source of this 321-nucleotide messenger RNA. Its product is annotated as 60S ribosomal protein L36. Gene Ontology annotation, molecular function: structural constituent of ribosome. Lineage: Eukaryota; Fungi; Ascomycota; Eurotiomycetes; Chaetothyriales; Cyphellophoraceae. The record is from RefSeq and is a predicted model, not a curated record. Gene Ontology annotation, biological process: cytoplasmic translation. The transcript has 3 exons. Bases 1 to 321 code for a protein of 106 amino acids. Gene Ontology annotation, cellular component: ribosome; cytosolic large ribosomal subunit.